Exserohilum turcica Et28A is the source of this 1713-nucleotide messenger RNA. RefSeq lists its product as uncharacterized. Gene Ontology annotation, molecular function: protein binding. The coding region runs from base 1 to 1713 and encodes 570 amino acids. The transcript is spliced from 3 exons. Gene Ontology annotation, cellular component: nucleus. Lineage: Eukaryota; Fungi; Ascomycota; Dothideomycetes; Pleosporales; Pleosporaceae. The record is from RefSeq and is a predicted model, not a curated record.
AUGUCGUGCGCAGGCGUGCAGGCGUGGAACAGUGGGCUGCAGGACACUAUCCUCUUGCGUCGAAAAUUGACGGAAAAUCUGGUUGCACUACAACACACUACACCUGAACAGCCCUACAGCAUUCUGCAUCGUCUAAAACUCGCCAGAGCCUACAAAGAUCUUGGCUACCCCGACCUCGCUGCUGGAGAUGCUUACAAAGCAUUGAUUCUGGUAGAUGAGUUGGCCGAGGAAGGCGAAUACCAUGAUGAAGCCCUAGAAGCAGCACAAGCCGACCUUGUCCCAGAAAAAUUGGCAGACCUGUCCAUAGGUGCCGAAAAAGAGACAGUUCCUUCGGAAUACAAUGAUACUAUUACUUAUGCAAAGACGAAAUGGUCAAGAGCAGCCCAUGAUAUUCUCAUCGAAAGCUUAUUAGAUUGCGGGUGCUUACGCAGUGCAUUUGAUUACAUUGCUCGUGGCAUGAAAGCAUUCCCUGAAGAUACCACCUUUAAGACUCACGAUGAGACCCUAUCACAACGUCUGAGGUCGCACUUUGGAGAAACCUUUGAGGAUGCAGAAGUGGAUGACUACCCCGACAAAGGACUUGUUCGCCGUGAAAAGUAUCCUUGGAAUGACUACGAGCCGGACCGCUUUUCGGCGGAAUGCUUGGACUUUCUCAACAGCGAGCUCGCAGACAUUGCGCCACGAUUGGAAGUGAGAGUGUCUGAACUACCCCUCCUCACCACCAGCUCCACCGUAAACGGGACAUCUUCAGAAACAAAGUACUCUAAGCAGCUAGGACUGUUUGCCAAGGAGGAUAUAAAGCCCGGAGAGACUAUCCUACAGGAGAAGUCGCUGCUUACAGGCAUCUCCAGACUGCACGAGUCAUAUUGCGAUGCCUGCAGUAUACCACUCUCCAACUCUGGGGACACAGCCGACGAAAUCAUCACCUGCGAAGAAUGCAACGAGGUCUUUUUCUGUACAGAAGAGUGUCACGAUCUUGCCCAGGAUCAUUACCACCCCUCAAUAUGCGGAGUAAGCGUCGAUCAAAGCAAGGUACCCGCUCGCGAAGCAGCAGACUAUCUCUACAGUCUUUUACUUGUCCGCGCGUUGGCAUUAGCUCAGACCCAGGAUCUCCACCCCCUGGAGCUGAAGGAAUUACGCUAUAUCUGGGGGGACUACCAUGGUAAGGAUCUCGAUACUGCAUGGAAAGCAGAUACAUCUGGUCGUCUAGCCGAUGCCUUUGCACAGGUGCCGCAAACUUUAUUUUUUUCCUUCCACAGCAACGUACUCAUGCCAAUCCACGUUCUCGAGCAAAUGGAUGUCAACAUCUUUACCGAAAGCCACCGCUACGACACGUGGAUCUUCAACACACUAUAUGCAAAGUUCCGGGGCACCGCGUCUGCACAACAAGGCUUGGACGGGAGACCUGAAAUCAGCGCUGUACACCCCAUGUGGUGUCUUGCGAAUCACAGCUGCGAUCCAAACGUAGCAUGGGAGUGGCGGGGCUCCAUGCGUUUCUGGACACGCAAGGAGCUCGUCGAGUGGAAAGGUAGAGAUCCUCUCAAGGGGCCUGGGCUCAAGAAAGACGAAGAAGUCUUUGGCCAUUACUGCGACGUACGCCUGUCAGUCAAGGAGAGACGCGAGUGGGCAGUUGGCGCCCUGGGCGGCGACUGCAUGUGUUCCAGAUGCGUGUGGGAAGAGGCGUUUGAACGCCAGCAGGGUAUUGCUCAGUAG